AUGCCUGAAAUUGUGGACGACAAGUCGCAACACUGCAUCCCCUUCCUUCUCGAUCGCCUACGCGUUCAUAAUGAGCGGCACCGCGGUAACCCCAGUACCCCACCAUUUUUCAUCGGCCUCAAUGGUGUGCAAGGUGCGGGCAAGACAGUCCUGGUAUCCGCUCUUAAUGACACCCUCCGCUCGGAACCAUACUCGCUCUCGGUCGUGACAUUGUCACUUGACGAUAUAUACCUUACCCACGCCGAUCAGGUAGCUCUGGCACAAGCGCAUUCUUCGAAUCCCCUCUUGCAGCAUCGUGGUCAGCCCUCGACACACGACCUCGCGUUGGGUGAGGAGGUGUUUGCUUCGCUCGCCGCGGAACGUCCGACAGCCAUUCCGCAGUAUGACAAGUCUGCGUUUGAGGGCCAGGGCGAUCGUGUUCCAAAAGCACAAUGGGAGGUUGUCAAUAAAGAGAGUCAGGAUAAAGUCAAGGUCGUGAUCUUCGAAGGGUGGUGUGUCGGCUUCCGUCCGUGGGAUGACCAAACCUUGCGUGCGAAAUGGCAGUCCGCUGUGCGUCAAAAGGAGAACGGCAACUAUGACGGGCGACUGGGUCAUGUCAAGCUCGAGGACGUUGAAGCUGUAAAUGACGCUUUGAAGCGAUAUGAUGUCUUGACUGAGUGGGUUUCCUCGGCCAUUGAUGAUGACACAUUAAACAGCUUUGCUAACACAGGUUUCCUUCACAGCAAGCUUGAUGCUUUGAUUCAUAUGUAUAUACUCUGUCCCUCAAUAUACUUCAACUCACUGACCAAUUUCAGCGAUGCCGAAAACCCUCAUUUCGUCUACGAAUGGCGCCAGGAACAGGAACGCACGCUCCGUGCUGUCAAAGGCACCGGGAUGACAGAAGAACAGGUCAACCACUUUGUGGACGGCUAUUAUCCAUCCUACGAGCUCUUUACUGAAACCCUACGGGAAGGUGCUUUCAAGCCCGCACAUAACCCAUCAGCACUGAACUCGGACUGGCAAGGACGACAGCUCUGCCUUGUGGUUGACCGUAACAGGAGAGUUCAGAAGGUCAUUAAAAUCUGA
Messenger RNA from Penicillium coprophilum, 1065 nucleotides. RefSeq names its product TDA10 family protein. Lineage: Eukaryota; Fungi; Ascomycota; Eurotiomycetes; Eurotiales; Aspergillaceae. Gene Ontology annotation, cellular component: cytoplasm. The coding region runs from base 1 to 1065 and encodes 354 amino acids. The record is from RefSeq and is a predicted model, not a curated record. The transcript has 3 exons.